This is a messenger RNA of Alosa sapidissima (American shad), 1588 nucleotides long. RefSeq lists its product as uncharacterized. Bases 617 to 1588 code for a protein of 323 amino acids. Lineage: Eukaryota; Metazoa; Chordata; Actinopteri; Clupeiformes; Clupeidae. The transcript has 2 exons. Gene Ontology annotation, biological process: G protein-coupled receptor signaling pathway; sensory perception of taste. The record is from RefSeq and is a predicted model, not a curated record. Gene Ontology annotation, cellular component: membrane. Gene Ontology annotation, molecular function: G protein-coupled receptor activity.
UAUAUAUUGGUAUGUGUGAUGUGUGUGAUCCCUCCGUGCUGAGAGGCAGCUGUGUUUGGCCGUGAGCAUUAAACUCCCGACGGCACAUGCACUACAGACAGACAGGAAACAUACACACACCUCAGGUCCACCACAUUUGACUUCACAAACACACACCAUUACACCACUAUGUUUGUGUGUGUGUGUGUGUGUGUGUGUGUGUGUGUGUGUGUGGUGAAGGACACAGCCAAAAGCCGUCAGGAAGCCAAUUUGAAUGUGAACUGAGUCUGUGUUGGCUGGAGUGUGUUAGAUAAGCAGUGGUAAGCCAAGCUGCUAACCAGCCCCUCACACACACACACACACUCUCUCUCUCACCAGUGUAUAAAUCAGACUCACGGGCAGAGCCAUCCGAGUGCUCUGCUGCAGAGACAGUAGCUCACCCAGGCCAAGGAGCUCUGACUGGACAACCUGGACAUCCUUAAGGCCAUGAGGGCAGAUUUCUCAGGAGAAAGAGCAGAUUUUCAGAGCUGCCAUUAGAGUUUGGGAUCUGUUUGGUCGGCUCUGACUUCACACACUGCCCUCUGUAUGGAGUAAAAACACACUCCACACACACACACACACACACACGUCCAGCAUAAUGCUGUCGCCGGCUCACCGCCUGGGUGUGUGGUGCCUGACGGGUUGCGUGGCGGUCUUCUCCGUGUUCUUCCACAUGUUCAUCCUGCUGCAGAGUGUCGGCCACGCACGCAGCACCCACCGCUGGACGCCGUGUGAGGUCAUCACGAGCGCGCUGGCGCUCCAGAGCAUCCUGCAGCAGGCCCUCGCUCUGCUCUCGAUGAGCCUGGACCUGAUGGACCCGCAGUGCAUUCUGGGCCAGGCGCACCCGCUGCUGGUGGUGCUGGUGCUCAGCCUGCGCUUCUCCGUGCUGUGGAACACCGCCUUCCUGCUGUUCUACUUCGCCACCAAACUGGUGAUGGAGCCGGUGCACUGCUACACCCGCGCCCAGGAGCUGGUGCUGCGGCACGUGCGGCCCACCGUGCUGCUCAUCCCCGUCUGCGGCCUGGCCCUCUGCUGCCCCAUGCUGGCCAGCAUGGCCACCCGCAGCCACAACGCCACCUGGGUGACGGAGUGCGGCUCGGUGCUGUCGGUGGACGUGUCCGGCUACACGUACGUGGUGCUGUACCUGAUCAUCUGCGAUGUGCUGCCCGGGGUCAUCAUGCUGAAGAGCAGCGUCUCCAUCUCCGUGCACCUGCUGCUCCACCUGCGCCACCUGAAGUCCAGCACCAACGGCUUCCACGGGCCCAAGCUGGGCGCGGAGGUGCGUGUGAUCCGCAUGAGCCUGGCACUGGCCUUUACCUACCUGCUCUUCCUGGCGGCCGAGCUCUACACCCACUACCUGAUCUUGCAGCAGCAGAACGUGCUGGUCAUCAUCGUCCUCCUCUCCUCACUCUACUCGGCCGUCUGCGGACUCGUGCUCAUUUACGGCAAGAAGAGCCACUGGAAGGAGCUGCUGCACCUCUACAACCUCACGCUGGACAGGUACCCCUGCCUCACCUGUCUGGAGGCACCUGAGAAGAAACCAGACACCAGCAGGGCUACUUCUCAUUAA